Molecule: messenger RNA, 2038 nt
Organism: Anopheles stephensi (Asian malaria mosquito)
Lineage: Eukaryota; Metazoa; Arthropoda; Insecta; Diptera; Culicidae
Exons: 3
Coding region: 93-1904 (603 amino acids)
Molecular function (GO): protein binding
Source: RefSeq, a predicted model, not a curated record
UUAUUUUGGUUACUCACUUUUCCCGCUCCUCCGACUGCGGACAUCAUUUUGUGUGUGUGUGUUUUUCAGUAGCGUUAAAAACUGUUUGAUAAAUGGAAGAAAACGUUUCGAGUGUUGAAACAUCAAGCAAAAGGCGUAGGGAGGAGGACGAUGAAGCAAUAACACCGGACCCACCGGGAAUUGACCAUAUUAAUCGACUUCCAACUGAGAUUUUGUGUAAUGUCUUCAAACGGCUAUUCUUUGAAGAACAGUUAGAGUGCGGCCUUGUCUGUAAGCGAUGGUAUGCGAUUUUACGAGCCGAUCCAUUCAUAAACAGCAUAAGCUACAACUUUAGCCAUUGCUUCGGAUUGUCGAUGUCGAUACAGCCCCAGCCGUACAUGCAGGCGUGUGUGCACUGUGUGUUUCACGACUGCGGCUCGUACCCGGAGGAGAAAUCCCAGCAAGAGAUACUGAACAUGUGCAAAGCACAGCGUUCCGCCGAUGAGCCGGGACCCUCAACCCAAAAGCCGGGAGAUAUCACCCUGGAACAGUUUCUUUUCUCCGGCGAGCUACCGUUACGGACGUUGGAAAUUAAGGCAUCGUUCGAUCGGAUGCGUCGCUUUUUGGGCGAUCGAUUAACGGCAUUGAAAACGCUGCAGGAACUAAAGCUGACCGUCCUGCCCGAUUCGAUCGAAGAUUUGCCGGCAGAAAUAGCACCCCACUGGAUCAUUUACCACGAGCACCUUCCGAUGCUGAUUUGGGAGCUGUACGCAAACACCAACGGGUACGAAGUGAUACUACCCGCCGUGGAGCGCUAUCACCUCGAAAUAGCGAACGACUUCGAUCUGGACGCAAUGCUGGUGCUCAGCAGUCAGCUGGUCGAGCUGUCCGUCUGGUACUACUUUGACCGGGGAAUGGAGCAAACUUUUGUCGUUACGUUUCCGAAGCUGAGGAAGCUGCUGAUGAAGCGUUUUGGUGGCGACUGCCGGUCACCCGAACCCAACACGAGGGCGGACGAACUGUCCGCCGAACGGUUCAUACAAAGCUCACCGCUGCUAGAGGACGUCUAUUUCAUUUCGAGCACGAUCGCAUUUCGACUGUUCCGUGCCCUCUGCCUGUACGGUGCCGAGCCACUGUGCCGGCUCACCCUGCGCGACGUUAUCUUUCCUCGCGAACUGUUUCUACUCAUUCGGAGGCUAAAGAACCUGCAGUUUCUAAGAUUAAAAAACUGCAUCCUCGAGGAAGGAAGCCGCCUGCGGGCGCUGGACUUUCCGCACCUUCGCCAUCUGGAGAUCAUCAACAGUAGCACCUGUUUACGGCUCGACGCCAGCUUUGCGCACGUCCGGCGGCUUAAGUACAGCAUGGAUUCACAGCUUUCCCGGCUGUGUCGCCACAUGAUAAUGCUGGAGGAUUUGGAAGUGAAGCUAAACACGAAGGUCCCGGUUGCGGAAAACAUUCGCGAACACUUCCAUUCGCUGGCCAAUCUGCAAAGCUUGCGCACGCUCCGACUCACUGGCAUAAAAACGUUCACCCGCCCGUGGGACUUUUGUAAACCGAUGCCACGGGUUGAGCGCUUAGUUUUGCGCUACUGCAAUCUGCUGCGCUGUAAUUUCAAACACUUGCGGCUCCUGUUUCCCCGGCUGCAAGCGCUGGAACUGGUACACUCGGUCAUCGCGUACAAAAAGCUGCCGGACGGUGUGAAACCGACGGCGUUUAUGGAAAAACGAUUGAAACAAUUUUUACCCAACUGUUGCGUGUUGGUGUACCCGUCGACCAGAGCCGAACCGCUCAGUAAGGUGCUGCGGAUGGAGGAUGGGUACCAGUGGAAGCUGGAGCUUAUCCGAAGCCAAGAUAUACAAAUGAUUCCGCUAAGGAAAAAGAAUCGCUGUCCGGAAAAUCCAAAGGAAGUAAGUCAAAACAGUUAGAGCACCAUUUUCAUAAGCUUAACCGUUUCUGUUUUUUAUUUCAAACAUACCUCAACAUAAAGCAUAAAUAACAAACUCGUGAUAUUCUAUAUAGUAGGACUAAUAAAAUCGCAAAUAAGCUAUGUAGCUACAGA